CGAACGUGCAGAACAUUCGAUCGUACGGCGGUUCCCAACGGACGGAUCAUUCUCUAUUUCACGCGGUACCGUAGCCGUCGUCGUCGUCCUCGUUGUCGUAUUUACUAUCCAAGAGCGAUCCGAAAGGCAGAAAGUGCUGACUGUUCCUUUUUAAACUUUUACUUGGUGAAAAGUUUUCGACAGGAUAUAUCGCGCUGAGUAGACUGGAAACAAGUAACGUUGUUAACAAAAAAUCAAUCAAUAUGAGUGAUUAAACCCAAACCAGAUUUUACUGUGCAACCGUGAAAGUGGCGCAACGAAUUCCAGUUUUCGGUUGAAAUAUGGCCAUAUCCACAGGCCCCAAGCUAGUGGGCCUGAGGAGUGACAGCUCCGUGCGACUGAGCCGGAAGCUAUCCUUGCCGGGUGUAUCCUGCCUGGUGGUGAUUGUGUUUUAUGUGCUACAAUUCAUCGAUCUAACCGGAGCCGUGGUUUGUGACCGGUCGGUAUGUGAUUGCAAAGGACUGAAGGGAGCGCCUGGUCAGAACGGGGUAUAUGGCGUUCCAGGCGCAGCAGGUCUUCCUGGUGAAAUAGGUUUCGACGGCCCACCGGGGUACCCAGGUGAACCCGGCUCUAGAGGAGAGGUUGGCGCCAUGGGCGAGAAAGGAUACAGAGGUGACACCGGUGAACGGGGUGCAGUAGGAUAUCCAGGAAUUCCAGGUUUGCCGGGAGAUGACGGGCCACGUGGUCCCCGAGGUAUUGAUGGAUGCAACGGAACAGACGGUGCAAUGGGUAUUCCCGGUAACCCAGGUUGGCCUGGAGAUCGAGGACAACCAGGCCUUCAAGGGCCACUUGGGUACCGUGGUGAUUCAGGAGAGGGAGGUAUUAAUUCAAAAGGAACAAAGGGUGCCAUGGGCGAGCCGGGCCUGCCUGGAGCACCGGGUGCUCCAGGAUUCAAAGGAAAUCGAGGGCUUCCAGGUCUUGAAGGUCCAACUGGUUCCGACGGCUUCGAAGGUGCCAAAGGACAGAUAGGUGACCAAGGAGAACCUUAUGAUGACGACUGCCCAGGAGAACCGGGUGAACCAGGGGAACCCAAUUAUUACUUCACCGGGAAAAACUCUACCGUUAAUAAAGGACUUAAAGGCCAGAAAGGAGAUCGUGGAACGGAUGGUAUACCGGGAUUCCACGGCAAAAGAGGAGAUACUGGACUGUAUGGAGAGCGUGGAGAAAAAGGUUUUAAAGGAGAAGAAGGAAACGAAGGAGAUCGUGGAAAACAAGGAAAAGAUGGUCCUCUUGGUCCUAAUGGCGAAAAAGGAGAAAAGGGUGCUCCAGGUUUCGCUGGUAGAGAUGGCGAAUUAGGUGAUAAGGGAGAACCGGGAGAUCACGGUAUUUCUGGUGUUCCCGGUAUUCAAGGUAUUCGAGGACCUCCUGGUCUCUAUGAUCCAAAUUUGGCACCAAUUAUUAUUGGACCAGUGGGACCACAAGGUGAUGUUGGACCACCAGGCAAUCAAGGUCUCGGAGGAAUUCCCGGAAGCCCAGGAAGGAGAGGAUCGAUGGGUUCACAGGGUCCUCCUGGAGACCCUGGAUUCGAUGGUUUAAUGGGUAGAAAAGGGACUACAAUUGGUGGACAACGUGGUGACGACGGUGAAAGUGGCCCACGAGGUCCUCUCGGAACACGCGGUAUUCAAGGUACAGCUGGUUUGAAAGGCCUCAAAGGGUACGCGGGAAGGAACAUUACAGGGAACAAAGGAGAACCCGGAUUACCCGGUAUGAAUGGAGAAUACGGAGAAAAGGGUAAUCAAGGAGAAAUCGGUGAAAUUGGCGACAAAGGACAACCAGGAAUUGGUUAUAACAUAACUGGUCCAAUGGGCCCAGAUGGUAUACCUGGACUUCCAGGACCUGCUGGUGACAUGGGAUGGAACGCACACAGCGGUUCGAAAGGUGAGAAAGGAUUUAGGGGCGAGGACUGCGGAGUUUGUGCACCAGGUCCGAUGGGAAUUAAAGGAGAUGCUGGUGAUAUAGGCCGCCCAGGUAUGCACGGGCUUGAUGGAAGUCGAGGUCUGCCAGGUCCAAGAGGUUUGAAAGGUUUAUCUGGUAAACCAGGAAUGAAAGGAAUUCAAGGAUUACAAGGUAUUCCGGGAGAAAAUGGUGAAUCAGGUCGCCCAGGUGAAAAGGGAGCGAAAGGAUUUGUAAUAGUCCAAGGUAGUCAAGUUAGUAGUCCUGGUGACAAGGGUGAUAUAGGUUACCGAGGCCCCCAAGGCCAACAGGGGGAUCAUGGGUUUAUGGGAGCACCUGGUGAAGUUGGAAACUUAGGUGAGCCUGGGCCCGUCGGGGACGAUGGAAAUCCUGGAUAUAGAGGCCGAGAUGGUGAACCAGGUUUACCUGGUCGAGACGGAGCACAUGGUCGAAAUGCAGUCUAUAAUUCCUACACAAUGUGGUCGUUGGGAGGAACUCCAGGAGCUCCUGGCGAGAAUGGAACAAAAGGUGAACGAGGCGAUCAAGGUGAUCGCGGUGAACCGGGUGCUAUUGCGGAAAUGGACUAUAAGAUUAUUGGUGACCGAGGGCCCCGAGGAGAAUUCGGAGAUGAGGGACCACGUGGAGAGAAAGGGUAUCAAGGAGAAGUAGGUGACGAAGGAUUUAAAGGUCCAGACGGAGCGCCUGGACCACCUGGUUACAGCAUCGAAGGACCCGUCGGAUAUAAAGGAUACUUCGGAAUGAUUGGUGAUCAUGGAUUACAAGGAGAGGACGGUUUUUCUGGGACACCUGGAAUUGAUGGACCGCCUGGUUUGCCAGGUUUAAAAGGUUCACGCGGUGAUCCCGGUAGAGCAAUCCUUUUUGGUGAAAUGGGUGAAGAAGGUGAGGCUGGAUAUUUCGGAGAAUUUGGAGACAAAGGAUUCAAAGGUCCAGAGGGCUAUCGAGGACAACCAGGUCUUGUUGGUACGAAAGGUGAAAAAGGAGAUGAUGGUUUAAUGGGAAGAACUGGCCUUCCUGGUAAUAAAGGUAUGACCGGAGAUAUAGUUUAUGGUUUACGAGGCGCACCCGGUGCCCCAGGUAGAUCUGGUAUUACUGCUCCGUACGGUGAUAAAGGUGAACGUGGAGAACCUGGCAUUGAAGGACCACAAGGUCCAAAAGGAGAAAUCGGCGAUACUGGUCGCGAUGGUUUUCCUGGACUUCCUGGAGAUGAUGGCGAGCCUGGUGAACCUGGUCAACAAGGUAGCCAUGGAUACAUGGGUGAAGAAGGUUUCCAAGGGGAACGUGGAGAGAUUGGAGACCAAGGUAAUAUUGGCCUAACAGGUCGUCGUGGAUAUGCCGGAUUAAGAGGCGAGAAAGGUGAAAUCGGAGAUGUAGGAGACUUCGGGUAUCCCGGAAGAAUAGGUUGGAAUGGAACAAAGGGAGAACGAGGUGAUGUUGGGUUCCCUGGCAUCCCUGGCAUGAAAGGAUCAGCUUCAUUCAGUGGCCAUAAAGGAGAGGUAGGCGUAUACGGUAUGCGAGGACCUCCUGGAUUGGAUGGUGCAGUUGGAUUAAAUGGUUUAAAAGGACCAGAAGGUGAUGCUGGUACGGUGAUUGAUGGCUACCCAGGACUGAAAGGUCCGAAAGGUAUUCCAGGAUUUAACGGGCUUCCUGGACGACCCGGUUUCAAAGGCGAACGUGGUGAUGAAGGAACAGUUGGAUCCAAAGGUAUUCAAGGUGACAAAGGCAGAGACGGUUUUCCAGGGAUUCCUGGUCGUCGGGGUAAAGUCGGCACUAGAGGAUUAACGGGACUUCGUGGAUUGCCUGGUAGUAAAGGUGAGCAAGGUGAACAAGGGGAAGAAGGUUUUUAUGGAGUCACAGGAGAAAAAGGCGAACGAGGAGAUAUCGGACGAAUUGGAUUACCUGGUCAUCAAGGUAUACCAGGAGACAAAGGAUUCCCUGGAUUACCAGGAGAAGUAAUAUUUAGACCACCACAAAAGGGAGACUGGGGAGAGCCAGGUUUGCCAGGUCUGGAAGGAAUGCCUGGAUUCCCUGGUUUAAAAGGACGUCAAGGAUAUCCAGGAGAAAAGGGAGAUCCAGGUCUAAGAGGAGAGCCUGGUUUUUCCGGGCGAAAUGGUUUGGAUGGAUUGAAGGGUCAGCAAGGAGAACCAGGCUUCAAAGGUCUACGUGGUACGCUUGUUACUCGUCCAGAACCCGGUGAUCAAGGAGAACCUGGUUAUGAUGGAUUCCCAGGCCGUCCAGGAGUACCUGGAAAUAAAGGAGCUCCGGGGGAUUAUGGUGACGAUGGUCUGCCUGGUCCUCGUGGAAUGGUGGGAAUGGUGAGUGGGGCGUUCAAGGGAAUUAAAGGUGAAAUUGGAUUCGAAGGUGCCCCCGGCUUAGAUGGAUUACCUGGACUCCCUGGACUUCCAGGUCCUGUAGGAUCAUUUGGCGAUAAAGGAUUACCUGGUAGUAUUGGUUUCUCGAUAAGAGGCAUCAAAGGAGAAGUUGGAAUGGAUGGAUUAAUGGGUUUGGAUGGUAUGCCAGGACCGCCUGGCUUUCCAGGCGACGUGGGACCUGUUGGUCGGCCUGGACCCCGAGGUUUUACAGGAUUAAAAGGCGAAAUUGGUGAAGUAGGUGAGGAGGGUUAUUUCGGACGUCUUGGAUUGAAAGGAGUUAAGGGUGAACGGGGUGAUCCCAUUCAAGUAGACAAUUGGAGGCCAAACCAACCUGGCGAACGUGGUGUACCAGGUAAUAAAGGAGCUGCAGGUGAUGACGGUGAUAUGGGAUUACCAGGCUAUCCAGGUCUAGCUGGGAUUAAGGGUGAGAGAGGAUUGCAGGGGCUUGCAGGGGAAGAAGGCCAAAUGGGCUUCAAAGGUGAAAUAGGAUUCCAAGGGGCUCCUGGGCGCGAUGGACUCGAUGGGUAUCCAGGACUGCAAGGAGCAGUUGGUGAUCCAGCGCCUCCACCACCACCUGCUAAAAGUCGCGGCUACAUCUUUACGAAGCAUUCACAGAAUGUGCUCAUUCCACAAUGUCCCUUAAAUACGGUUAAACUAUGGGAUGGAUAUUCACUGGUGAGUGUUAUUGGAAGUAGUAGAACGGUUGGGCAGGAUUUGGGAAGUGCCGGCUCAUGUCUUCGGAAAUUCAGCACCAUGCCGUAUUUAUUCUGCGACAUAAAUAAUGUGUGUAAUUACGCCGCCAACAACGACGAUAGCAUUUGGUUGGCAUCUCCCGAGCCAAUGCCAAUGUCUAUGACACCGAUGAAGGCUCGUGAGGUAGAGAAAUACAUUUCCAGAUGCUCCGUAUGUGAAACAUCUACGCGCGUCAUAGCCAUCCAUAGUCAGACAAUGGACAUUCCAGACUGUCCGGGAGGAUGGGAAGAGCUAUGGAUCGGAUACAGUUAUGUGAUGCAUACAACGGAUAACAGUGGCGGGUUUGGGAUGGAUCUGAUAUCGCCGGGAUCAUGCCUGGAAGAGUUCCGUGCCCAGCCGGUCAUCGAAUGCCACGGCCACGGUACAUGCAACUUUUACGAUGGUAUCACGUCAUUCUGGUUGACUAUCAUCGAGGAUGGUGAAGAAUUCUACCAACCCAAGCAGCAGACGCUAAAAGCAGAUCAAACUAGCAAAAUUAGCAGAUGUAUAGUCUGUCGUCGCAAAGCUGGAUUCUUGCGAGCCCUUUCGGACGGUGCUGUCAGUGCUUCAGCACUUCGACGACCAAAUAUUGCAACGGUACAGAAACCUUAUUAUCCGCCACCGCCACCGCAACCACCUCGAAGACGACAUCGAUUUGGCGGACGGUCACGAAACCGCCAAUAAAAAAAUAUAGUUGAAACGAUAAGUGUGAUGCUUUAUUCUUCGCAUGAUUGUGUCUAAAUGUGCUGCCAACAUAUUCAGUUCGAUUUCGUGGAAACAACAUGAAGUUUGUUUUUCGUGCAAUUCUUGUUUUGGAACCUGCCAGUUUAAUUCCAUAUGUUCAAUUAAAGUAAACAGUACGAUCGAAGAAUAGUCUCUAAGAAAAUGUUAUGCCAAAAAAAACGAGGGAAAAUAGUACGUUUUCAAAGUAUGUAAUAAUGUUUACGCAAGCCUAAACUAUUAAUAUGUAAAGAUACUGUAAAUUCUGUUUUUUUUUAUUACUGCCGAAAAUGUAAUUUAAUGUAAAACCCCGGUUUGGAUCGUGCUUGCCUUCUACUUAUUAUAGUAGUACUCGUUUUAAAGCUAGUUACUAAAAUUGUAAGUGUAAAGAAAUUCAAAUGAAGUUUAAAAUAAAUAGUUUCUAUAGUAA
Molecule: messenger RNA, 6204 nt
Organism: Wyeomyia smithii (pitcher-plant mosquito)
Lineage: Eukaryota; Metazoa; Arthropoda; Insecta; Diptera; Culicidae
Gene: vkg
Product: collagen alpha-1(IV) chain
Exons: 8
Coding region: 321-5738 (1805 amino acids)
Cellular component (GO): collagen trimer
Molecular function (GO): extracellular matrix structural constituent
Source: RefSeq, a predicted model, not a curated record